GCCACUGAAGUGCUCCAAAAUCUGGAAGAUUAUGAAGGAGUUAUGAAGCAAGUAGCUGACAAGCAAAAAGAACUUUUACCAUUCCUGGAGAGGAAGGCAGUGAUGGAGUUAACCAAGCCACUACAAGAGGUAUACACUCAUGAUUCAACCGCACUGCAGAGGGCUACAAUUGUGUCACUGAGACGACAACUGAAGGCAUCAAAACGACUUAGCCGCCAGUCAAGAGCCCAUGCAUCCCAAGCUAAGACAACGACCAAGAAGAGAAAAAGGCAUCAGAAGGGAGAUUCCACUCCCAAGGCCAAGGCGCAGAUUACAUCAAAGGCUGAGACAGAGAUUGCUUCAAUUAGAACAGAGACCCCACGUUUAGUAACGGCCUGUUCAUUUAGUUGCCAUACUGAUGGGUUGGGUAAACCUCCUGUUGACGAGACCAGAAAACCACUGUACGGAGACGUGUUUGGUACAACAAGUGCCGAGUUUGAGGAUGGUAUAGAUCAGAGCCAUUGGGGCGAGCUAAAAAUAGAAAGUGAAGAAGAAAACAAGACGGAGACGGGUCCUGAUGAUACAGGCCUGGUCACUCAUGCUGAGGGGUUUGUAACCCUGAGUGGAAUGUCAUCAGUGCCUGUUGGCAUGGAGACCCCAAGAAUUAUAAAUGUGCACAGGAUUGAGGACGCCAUGGAUCAGGGUGGAGAAACUCCAGUCCUCUACCAGGUUAUCCCUGAGAAGAAAACUAGUGCUGGAGGGGCCAUGAUGGGCUCCACACAUGUAUAUGAUAUGUCUGCGGUCCCUGUUGGCGCAAAGAUGCCCAGAGAAAAGGGUCCAACAGAGGUUAUUGAGGUGGCCUUGAGAUCGGAGGAGCUUCACCUUGACACGGUAGCCUUCAAUACAGGCGAAGUACAACCAGACGCUCUGGAAACAACAGUCACAUCAGGAGAAAGAGGACAUCAGUGAUAUGGUGGCAGAACAUGAUGCCAAACAGAAGAAACUGAUGAGGAAAAAACAAGAAGAAAGUGGGAAAGCCGUGAAAAAAAAAUACAAGGAGUUUACAUUCUAGUUUUCAUCCCCUGUGACCAAUAACAAACAUACUCCCAGUUUUCAUUUAUCAGUAACAUUAUAAAUUUACAAUGUAUGUUGUAGAUUAGUAUCAAUACUUGAAAAUGUUAUGUACAUCCUCGUGUCAUAGGAAACUCCAUAUAAUUACCACAUUGGAAACUCCGAUUCAUUUCCUCAGGAAAUUCCAUUCUUUGUUGAUAAGUUCACACUAGUACGAUUAAUACAGGUGAAUUUUUGCUGAUGCAGGGACUGUCUACUUUCUGUUGUGAAAUAUUUUGUGGUGGUACACAAACUGUUAUGAAAUACUUGAGGUCAUUUUCUGAAAUUAGGCAUGAACUCUAGGAACAAUACACAGUUAUAACAUAACUUAUAUAACCAUGUUUCUUGAUUAAAAUGCCAUGUGUAUUCAGAUUUUUGUUAAAAUGUAUAAUUCAUUUUCAAAGCAUUUGGUUUUUGUUGAUGAACCCAUUGGUAAAAACAAUAAAGUCACCUUGAAUAAACAA
Messenger RNA from Mya arenaria, 1553 nucleotides. RefSeq names its product splicing factor 3B subunit 2-like. Gene Ontology annotation, biological process: mRNA splicing, via spliceosome. NCBI's taxonomy places the organism in Eukaryota, Metazoa, Mollusca, Bivalvia, Myida, Myidae. The record is from RefSeq and is a predicted model, not a curated record. Gene Ontology annotation, cellular component: precatalytic spliceosome; U12-type spliceosomal complex; catalytic step 2 spliceosome. The coding region runs from base 43 to 948 and encodes 301 amino acids. The transcript has 11 exons.